Molecule: messenger RNA, 4486 nt
Organism: Epinephelus fuscoguttatus (brown-marbled grouper)
Lineage: Eukaryota; Metazoa; Chordata; Actinopteri; Perciformes; Serranidae
Product: oocyte zinc finger protein XlCOF6-like
Exons: 2
Biological process (GO): regulation of transcription by RNA polymerase II
Molecular function (GO): DNA-binding transcription factor activity; RNA polymerase II cis-regulatory region sequence-specific DNA binding
Source: RefSeq, a predicted model, not a curated record
AUAAGCAAGUUGGGUUAUUGGAGCCUGACCCACACCCGGGUCAGAAGGUGGCGGUAAUGCCCCGUUGUAAAGGUGGCCAACUGCCGUUAAACUCCACGAAGAAGCAGAAGCAUCGGCACAACACGCAACAUCACGAGCUCAAACGCCUCUAGACAUUCAGCUUAAAACAGCACAUUUGGAAGAGUUUAAACGCUUUAUUUAAACGCUCACUACUUUUAAAGUGUGAAAAUGUCGAACGUCCAAAUGCUGAGAUCGUUUGUGAAGCAGCGACUAACUCCGGCUGAUGGAGAGAUAUUUGGGCUGUUUGAAAGAACGAUAGCAGAGUACGAGGAGGGACAUUGUCGAUCAAAAGAGGAGAACGAGCGACAACGGAAACUACUGGACGCUGUUUUCAACCCUCAGCUUCGGUUACACAGAGCAGACGUCCAGCAGCUGUUGGUGGUUAAAGAAGAGGUUCCCCCUGAGCAGCAGGAGUGGAGCUCCAGUGUGGACCAGGAGGACCCAGAGCCUCCACACAUGAAAGAGGACCAGGAGGACCCAGAGCCCCCACACAUGAAAGAGGACCAGGAGGACCCAGAGCCUCCACACAUUAAAGAGGACCAGGAGGACCCAGAGCCUCCACACAUUAAAGAGGAACAGGAGGACCCAGAGCCUCCACACAUUAAAGAGGAACAGGAGGACCCAGAGCCUCCACACAUUAAAGAGGACCAGGAGGACCCAGAGCCCCCACACAUUAAAGAGGAACAGGAGGACCCAGAACCCCCACACAUUAAAGAGGAACAGGAGGACCCAGAGCCCCCACACAUUAAAGAGGACCAGGAGGACCCAGAGCCCCCACACAUUAAAGAGGAACAGGAGGACCCAGAACCCCCACACAUUAAAGAGGAACAGGAGGACCCAGAGCCCCCACACAUUAAAGAGGACCAGGAGGACCCAGAGCCUCCACACAUUAAAGAGGAACAGGAGGAACUCUGGAUCAGUCAGGAGGGAGAGCAGCUUCAAGGGCUGGAGGAGGAUGAUAUCAUCAAGUUCCUUUUCACUCCUGUCCCUGUGAAGAGUGAAGAUGAUGAAGAGAAACCUCAGUCCUCACAGCUUCAUCAAAGACACACUGAACAGAUGGAAACUGGAGCUGAUGGAGAGGACUGUGGAGAACCAGAACCAGCCAGGACCUCAGAUCCAGAUACACAGAUACAACCUGAGACUAAUGACAGUGGUGAUGAUGAUGAUUGGACAGAGACCAGAGAACCUCAGUCAGGCUUAAACUCUCUUAGAAAUGAUGAAGACCCUGUUAGUGACUUGACGUGUAGUGCUGAUGAGAAACAAUUUAGCUGCUCUGAGUGUGGGAAAAGAUUUUGUAGAAGUGGAGUUCUGAAAAGACACAUGAGAACUCACACAGGAGAAAAACCAUAUAGCUGCUCUGAGUGUGGGAAAAGAUUUUCUUUGUCAGGUCAUCUAAAGGCACACAUGAGAACUCAUUCAGGAGAAAGACCAUUUAGCUGCUCUGAGUGUGGGAAAAGAUUUUCUCAGUCGAGUGCUCUGAAAGCACACAUGAUAACUCACACAGGAGAAAAACCAUAUAGCUGCUCUGAGUGUGGGAAAAGAUUUUGUAGAAGUGGAGUUUUGAAAACACACAUGAGAACUCACACAGGAGAAAAACCAUAUAGCUGCUCUGAGUGUGGGAAAAAAUUUUCUUGGUCAGGUCAUCUAAAGGCACACAUGGGAACUCAUUCAGGAGAAAGACCAUUUAGCUGCUCUGAGUGUGAGAAAAGAUUUUCUCAGUCGAGUGCUCUGAAGGCACACAUGAUAACUCACACAGGAGAAAAACCAUAUAGCUGCUCUGAGUGUGGGAAAAGAUUUUCUCUGUCAAAUUCUCUGAAGAUACACAUGAAAACUCAUACAGGAGAAAAACCGUUUAGCUGCUCUGAGUGUGGGAAAAGAUUUUCUCGAACAGGUCAAGUGAAGACACACAUGAGAUUUCAUACAGGUGAAAAACCAUUUACCUGCUCUGAGUGUGGCAAAAGAUUUUCUCAGUCAGGUGCUCUGAAGACACACAUGAGAUUUCAUACAGGAGAAAAACCAUUUAGCUGCUCUGAGUGCAGUAAAAGAUUUUCUCAGUCAGGUGCUCUGAAGGCACACAUGAGAUAUCAUACAGGAGAAAAACCAUUUAGCUGCUCUGAGUGUGGGAAAAAAUUUUAUCAGUCAUGGUGUCUGAAGACACACAUGAGAGUUCAUACAGGAGAAAAACCAUUUAGCUGCUCUGAGUGUGGGAAAAUGUUUUCUUUGGCAGGUCAUCUGAAGAGACACAUGAGAUCUCAUGCUGGAGAAAAACCAUUUAGCUGCUCUGAGUGCGGUAAAAAAUUUUCAGAGUCAGGUACUUUGAAGGCACACAUAAGAACUCAUGCUGGAGAAAGACCAUUUAGCUGCUCUGAGUGUGGGAAAAGAUUUACUCGGUCAGGUGAUCUGAAGGCACACAUGAGAACUCAUUCAGGAGAAAAACCAUUUACCUGCUCUAAGUGUGGGAAAGGAUUUUCUCAAACAGGAUAUCUGAGAAGACACAUGUCAACUCAUACAGGAGAAAAACCAUUUAGCUGCUCUGAAUGUGGGAAAGGAUUUUCUCGAACAGGUCAUCUGAAGAGACACAUGACAACUCAUACAGUAGUAAUACCAUAUAGCUGCUCUGAGUGAGGGUAAAGAUUUCCCCAAAAUAUUCAUCUGAAGACACACAUGGGCAUUCACACAGGAAAAAAAAAACUAUUUAUCUGCUCUGUGUGGAAAAAUUUUUUUUUCAUCCACGUGAUGUGAAGGCACACAUGAGAACUCAUUCUGGAUAAAGACCAUUUAGCUGCUCUGAGUGUGGGAAAGGAUUUUCUCAAACAGGAUAUCUGAAAAGACACAUGAGAACUCAUACAGGAGUAAAACCAUAUAGCUGCUCUGAGUGUAGGAAAAGAGAUGGAAACAGAAGCUGAUGGAGAGGACUGUGGAGGACCAGAACCAGCCAGGAACUCAGAUCCAGAUACACAUUUACAACCUGAGACUGAUGACAAGACGGGAGAGUCUUCUGAACCUGAGACUGAUGAUAGUGACGAUGAUUGGAAAGAGACCAGAUAAUCUCAGUCAUGUUUUUGCUGUGAACUUGUAGCUUCCUGUCAGCACCGCUAAACAUGGAUGAUUUAUUCAUAACGAUAGCAGAGUAUGAGGAGGAACUUUGUCGAUGAAAAGAGGAGAACGAGCGACAACGGAAACUACUGGACGCUGUUUUCAACCCUCAGCUUCGGUUACACAGAGCAGGUUUGUUCAUUAAACAUUACAAGUUCAUUAUUAAUAAUAUAACUGCAGCUUUGUUCAAUAAAUAUUUAGUCUGUCGACGUUUAAAAGCCACGUUAGCUUCUCUGGUGUCGUUAGCUUCUCUGGUGUCAUUAGGUUCUCUGUUGGCGUUAGCUUCUGUGGUGUCCUUAGCUUCUCUGGUGCCAUUAGGUAUUUCUACUUCUGGCUGUCAUGGGUUUUUUUUUUCUUUAGAUAUGUAAUAGGACAAACAUGCUCUUUUACAAUUUAGUGGGAUUUCUUAACUCAUACGGGACACAGGUAACGUGUUUACUUCCUGUAAAUAGAGCAGUAAAUCUGAUGUCCAUAGAUGUAUUUUGUAUUCAUCUGUUUUAACAUAUCUGUAGCAUGUUUUUCUGUAUCAUAAUACAUGUCUCAGGAUUUCAGUCACCAGCCACUUUAUUAGGUACAUCUUGAUAGAACCGGGUUGGAUCCCCUUUUUAACCUCUUUAACUCCGUUCAGACACCGGCGUCUGCGCUCCCUCCCUCCUCUGUUAAAUGGUAUCUCACAGGCGCACUACGUCAUCAAACCAUGUGAUGUUUGGUAUCACCGGAUUCAGGAAUCUCUCGGCUUCAGGGCAGCCUAAACACACAACGUCCAACAUCGCAAUGAGUGGUGACAAGACAUGUCAUGCUGUUUUUCGAGGGGAAAAGUUAAAGGAUUACUCGCAAUCUCAUGCAGAGCCGUCAGUGGCCGGGCAAGUACUUCCCAAAUCUACUCCCCAUCUAAAUUCUGACUUGCCCUGCCUAAGAGGUUCUUAUUCUGGCUGUGUGGUGCAUAUUUUCGCUCAUGACUUAUAUGUUACGUGAGCAGAGACGCUCAGCCAAUGGAGGCAGCAGCACAUAAAAAAGCAGCACACUGCAACUGGCCCCUCCGAGGACAGAAACAGGAGAGGAAAUACACCAUUACAGGCCUGGAAUUAAGUCAUUUUUAGGGCAAGGCCACUUGGCCUUUGAUAAAUACAAAUUUAUUGGGGCACCAAGGCCAAAACCAAUGGCACAAUAACAAUAUGUGCUAACUACAUUGAAUGACGACAAAACAACAUAUAUGUUGAAAAACAGUACUGAGAUUAUUAGAACUGGGUGUGCAUGACUGGGGAUAUAUCUCGUUUCUUGUUGUUUUGAUUCAUGUUCCUUAUUUUUUAAGUCUUUGAAAUCUCUUUAU